This is a messenger RNA of Melanaphis sacchari, 2511 nucleotides long. RefSeq names its product ras guanine nucleotide exchange factor Q (gene ZC3H3). Gene Ontology annotation, molecular function: metal ion binding. Bases 206 to 2362 code for a protein of 718 amino acids. The transcript has 6 exons. The record is from RefSeq and is a predicted model, not a curated record. Gene Ontology annotation, cellular component: nucleus. NCBI's taxonomy places the organism in Eukaryota, Metazoa, Arthropoda, Insecta, Hemiptera, Aphididae.
CGUUUUAUGACACAGCCCAUGGCUAAAAAGCAUAUUAUUUCAAUUAUUCUUAUAGUGAUAGUAUUACAGUUUUGUUAUAAUCAAAUGUGUAAUUAAAGUUCAUUAUGAAUUUAUGACUAAUUAAUAUUUCUUUUUCUCUACAAUUUUGUUUUAAUCCGAUAUUAUUCGUAUUUAUUUAAUUUAUGAUUGAUUGCAUUUAUAAUCGAUGGAGUUCAAUGAUUACUACAGUACUCAUAAAAGUAGCGCAAAUGAAGAAGAAGCAUUACUAAAGCGUUUAAUUGCUCUAAAAAAGCAGCUAGAUGAUGAUGAUGAUGAUAAUGACGAUAAACCAAAAUUACAACAAACUCUUAAUAAUGUUAAAGAAAAUAUUGUAACCAAUAAGGAUAUUAAAUUAACAUCAAAAUUUAAGUAUCGCAAGGAUAAUAAUCAUAUAGCUAAUAAAUUCCUUUCUACCAAAAUAGAUAAUCGUAAUUUUACUAAUCAACAAAAUAAAAUUAAACAAAAUAGUUUAUUUGCUAAGACUAAUAAUUCUUCUAAAGUGUAUACCAAACAAAAUGUGUUGCAUUUUACUUCUAUCAAAACUGUUACAAGCAAAAAAAAUCCUGAAAUAUCAAAUAAUAGUCAAAAUAUUACUAAGUUUAAUUCAGAAAUUAAUGAAAUUAUGAAAAACAGCUUUGUUAAUAAUUGUAAAUUAUCAUCAAAUGAUAAUUGUUAUGAAACUUCUGAUGUUUCACAAAUAUUACAUAAUGUUGAUAAAUAUAUGAUUAAUGUUCAAGAUUAUUUAACUUCAUCAAAGUAUGUCAUUAAUAAAGAAGUGAGCUCUUCAUCAACUAAAAAAACUAAUCAAUCAAAAAAUGUUCAUGUCAAUAGAAAAUUUCAAAACCAGUUAAUUUCUAAUAGUUUGUUAAAUUCAAACUUAAAAAGUUUACCGAAUUCUUUAGUAUCUAUUAAUAAAUCAACAAGUAUAAAUAAGAAAAAAAUAAUAAAGAAAUUGUCUGGAAAAACUAUUGGAUCACCUAAUCUUGUAAAGAUAGGUAACACAAAAUUAAUUCGUCAAUCAUUAUUUAGAAACAAAUGGAAAAUCAACAAUAAAAUUAAUUGCGUUGAAAAUAAUGCAACUGAACGUAAACCACUCUCAACAUUACAAUGUCCAUCAUCAAAUACGUUAAUUCCAUCUUACAAAAAAACAGAAUGGACUAAAGUUACUAACUCAACGCCUGUACUUAAAUCUAAAUUAUCUAACACCAGUAAUACUAAUAAGUUAAAAUGGACAAGACCCAGUAUAUUACUGGUUAAUAAUGUAAAAAAUAAUACCCAUACUUCAGUACCAAAGACUGAUAAAUUAAUUUUAUUUGGCAAGAAUAAAAUAAUUAGACAAUCAUUAAUAAAUCCAAUUCAGUCAAAACCUAAAUCUUACAUGCUCAAACAUCUUUCACAUAGAUUUGCUUUAAUAAGAAAAUUACAGCAAAAAAACAUUGUUGCUAAAAUAAAAACUGUUACAAACAAUGAACAAGUAAAAAAUAUGUUAUUAAAAAAUACUUUAUUUAAGCCAAUUGAGAUUAAAAAAAAUGGAAAGGGGUCGUAUUCUGUGUAUUCAUAUGUAAAUCCAAUAUUAAGAUCAAAAACAUAUAGUUAUAAGUUGGAAAAAACCGGAUCUUCAAAUAAUAAAAUACGCUUGCUUAAUAUUUCUAAUAACAAACCUCAACAAAAUUUGAAAAUUAUAAAUAAUGAAAAAAAUAAAAUUCAAAAUUUAAGUUUAACAAAUAAUAAAACCCUCCAACGACUCAAAAGUAAAAAAACACUCACUAAACAGCUUUGCUUAGUAUUUAAUCGCUUCGGUGUUUGUUCAAAAUUGGAUCAAGGAGAAUGUGAUAAGCGUCAUUACAAAAAAUACAUCACAUUAUGCACCAAAUUUCUAACAGGAGAAUGUUUUAAAGAGAAUUGUACAUUAUCACAUAAUAUUGUAGAAGAAAAAAUCCCAUUUUGUAAGCAUUAUUUAAAUAGUGUUUGUGUUCAAUUAAAUUGCCCAUAUUUGCACGAAUAUAGAAGUAAAAACACUCCUAUUUGUAAAAAAUUUCUUGAUGGUUCAUGUAAUUGGGGGAAAAAAUGCCCUAAAAAACACUUGAAUCUAUGUCCAAUUUUUGAAACAAAGAAUGAGUGUCCACAUGGUCAAAAAUGCCUAUACCCUCACAUUCCAUGUGAAGAGAAAAAUACUGUUGUUGAAAUCAAUGAACCAAGAUACUUUGAGAUAUCAAUACCCAAUAAUAUUGAAUCAAAUGAAAACGAGUCCAUUCAUAUUGUACCCAAACGCCGUGCACCUUUAUUGGACUUACCAUCUUUUAUACCAUUAAAAAAACAGUAAGUAUUUUGUAGUAUGUAUGUGAUUAUAUUUUCCACAAUAUGCAUUAAAUAUAUUUUAAUAAAUUAAUAAUUGAAUGCAUCUAGGAUAAUAAUGUGAUGUUAAUAUGGUAUACUAUAUUUCUUUUCAAAAACUAAAAAGCUUUUUUAAAU